GUCUCUGAGUAUUUUCUCCAACUGCUUGAAGAAGGAUUGGAACACAGAGUGGCUGACUAGUGAGAUGAAGCGCAAUGGAGUUGAGGCAGAUUGCCGCCGCCAAGAGCUGAUGGUCGCGGUUAACAAGCGCCCUGAGGACGGCGACUGGGAUAGAUGGUUUGGUACACGAUUAGCUCAGUCGGAAGGUCUUGUUAACCUAUGGAGCCGAAUUAAGGACCAUGCGAAGGCUUCUAUUGACAGUCGGGCUGAACACGAGAAAAAUGUGGCGACUAAAUGCGACGGGAUGGUUCGGUCAUCGACAAGCUCGUCUCAGAAGGCGGCUUCCAUGAUGAGCUCUCAAAAGAAUGCUCAGACUCGUGAUGCUAGCGGGCUGGCUAAUCAAGAGAAGAGAGUUGAUGAGCAAAUGCAGGCAAUGAUGGCUGACAGGAAGGAGGUCGAUGCUCGCAUUGCCGCCCUUGAGGCUAAGAAGCGAUCGUUGAAGUUGCAACUGGACAAGCUCUCAGAGGAGCUGGUGGAGGCUCAGAGGCAGCAAGUGUUGUGCAUGCAGCGCGAGGAAAGUGUCAGAAAG
Molecule: messenger RNA, 568 nt
Organism: Perkinsus marinus ATCC 50983
Lineage: Eukaryota; Perkinsozoa; Perkinsida; Perkinsidae
Exons: 6
Source: RefSeq, a predicted model, not a curated record